Xenopus laevis (African clawed frog) is the source of this 2735-nucleotide messenger RNA. RefSeq names its product myogenesis-regulating glycosidase (gene myorg.L). The transcript has 3 exons. The record is from RefSeq and is a predicted model, not a curated record. Lineage: Eukaryota; Metazoa; Chordata; Amphibia; Anura; Pipidae. Bases 390 to 2447 code for a protein of 685 amino acids.
CAGGGGAGGUCACAUGGUAUCCAGCAUCACAUGACUAAACCUCCGUGAGCAAAACAGUUUGUAGAUGACAACAAACUCUGCCCUCCCCUCGUGAGAGAAAAGUUGGAGCAGCUCAGCGGUCCCUCAGUUGUUUGCGGAUACCAGAAAGAAAUGGCUUACUGUCCUGGCAACCUGACCAUUGUUUGAAUGUUAGUAAAAAGGAAGAUAGGACAAGAACUGGAUGGAAAAAUUACCAAUAGAGAAGAAAUAAUUACCAUGUGGUUCCAGGGCUACAUGAAACAUCUGCUUCAUUGUAGAUGUUGUCCGUGUCCUGCAGUUCAUUUUGACUUUAAUUUUACUCCUGAACUCCCCUGCCCAUCCACAAGAGGGCGACCAGCAAUCCAGCUACAAUGUAUACAUUCCUACCAGAGAAUAUCACACCAGUGAGGCAAAAGGCAAAUAAAGUACAGAAGUCUAUUAUUGGUGCCAUCAUCCUGGGCCUGAUAUUGGUUAACACUGCUGCGGUCUCUUGGUAUUACUACUCUGUCUCCUUCCGCAAAGCAGAGCGUUUAAAGAUCGAGCUGUUGGAUCUAAGAAAAGAUGGCUUCAUUAUACGCAACCGACAAGGCAGACAGGUUUUCCGGCUCGCUUUUGAGUCUGGGGUUUUGGAUUUGGAGUCUUGUUCAAAGUAUAGGGACAUUUUAAACUGCACCAGAUCAGAUAAAGGGAAACUGAACUUCUUCAUCCAGAAAGUCAAUCCCAAAGAUACCGUCAUGUGCUACCGAGUCAGAUGGGAAGAAUUUGUGGCAGACACAGAGGUGCAGCAUACAAUGUAUUUGGAUGAUGCUUAUUGGUAUGGAGGAGCAGAAAUGAGCACCCAACACUGGCCUAUUAAACUCUUUGGUUAUCAAGAGCCCAAACCUUUUGUGACUAGUGACGUUUAUUCUUUCAGAGACCGCUUUGGGGGAAUACUUGAACGUUACUGGCUCUCGUCAAAUGCAGCAAUUAAAAUAAAUGACUCUGUCCCUUUUCACCUUGGCUGGAACAGCACAGAGAAAUCUCUUUUCUUUGAAGCAAGAUAUAAAGAGUCUCCCUACAAAGCUCUACCUGGUCACCAACCUUUCCCAGAACUUAGCUACAGAGUUUGCGUGGGCUCUGACAUCACCUCAAUCCAUAAGUACAUGGUGAGUAGGUAUUUUAACAAACCCACAAAGAUACCUUCAGAGAGCAGCUUUAAAUACCCCAUAUGGUCUACUUGGGCCUUAUAUAAAACUGAUAUUGACCAGGAUAAGUUGCUGCGCUUUGCAGAAAAGAUUAAGAAAAACAAAUUUAACUACAGCCACAUAGAAAUAGAUGAUAUGUACUCAGAAACGUAUGGGGACUUUGAUUUUGAUCCUGUCAAGUUUCCAAAUGCAACGGAAAUGUUUGCAAAGAUGAAGGAAGACGGCUUUAAUGUGACUCUUUGGAUUCAUCCAUUUAUCCAUUCCAACUCUUCCAAUUUUGGAGUGGGCAUAGAAAGGGAACUAUUUGUUAAAGAACCAAACAGUCAGCUUCCAGCGAUGGUCCAGUUGUGGAACGGCAUCGGGGCUAUACUUGAUUUUACCAACCCCAAUGCAAGAGACUGGUUUCAGAACAACCUUAAAAGGCUCAGGACUAAAUAUGGAAUUUCCUCUUUUAAGUUUGAUGCUGGGGAGACCAGUUAUCUACCUGAACAGUUUAGCACCUAUCAACCUCUGUCUGAUCCGAGCAUGUUUAGUCGAAGGUACACCGAAAUGGCCAUUCCCUUUUAUGACCGUGCCGAGUUGAGGGUUGGCUACCAGUCACAGAAUAUAUCUUGCUUUUUUAGAAUUAUUGAUCGUGAUUCUGUUUGGGGAUAUGAAUUGGGGCUAAAGUCCCUCAUACCUACAGUUCUCACCAUAAGUAUGCUGGGAUACCCUUUUAUCCUGCCUGAUAUGAUUGGAGGGAACAUCUACACCAAUGGUACGCUGAAUCCUGAUAGGAUUCCUGACCGGGAGCUGUACAUCAGGUGGUUGGAGCUCUCUGCUUUUAUGCCAUCCAUGAAGUUUUCUGUGCCCCCUUGGCUUUAUGACCAAGAGGUGAUUGAAAUUGCUCAGAAGUUCACCCAGAUACAUGCUACACUAGUAGCCCCCCUAUUACUGGAGCUAGCUGGAGAAGUUACUAACACAGGAGAUCCCAUCAUUAGACCCAUCUGGUGGAUCUCGCCCAACGAUGAAAACGCAUAUAAAAUAGAUUCUCAGUUCCUCAUAGGAGACACCUUGAUGGUGGCACCAGUCUUGGAUCCGGGGAAGGAGGAAAGGGAUGUCUACCUUCCAGAAGGCCAUUGGAGGAGUUACAAAGGGGAAUACUUCCAAUCAACUCCUGUCCUUCUAACAGACUACCCAGUGGAUUUAGAUGAAGUUGCUUAUUUCAUUUGGGCAUCAGAAGAAACAGUCAACACUAAGUAUUAAUCUCCUCCUUGUAGGUAAGAAGAUUAAUAACCUAGGAGAAACAUUGGGCAGUCCUAACUUAGUGUCUCUUCGAUCUCCUCCAACUUUCACAUCGCAUUCUGGGUGGGGUUUUAUUGUGGGUAAUUGGCAAAAUGGAAAAUGAAAUCUAAUUUAGGGCUUAGAGUACCUCUUUGCGGAUCUAAAUAUUGUUCUGUGAACUUCGUGUAAGCACAGUGCGAACUUAAAGGAACAGUUUAGUGUGAAAAUAAAAACUGUGUAAAUAGACAGGCUGUGCAAAAUAAAAAAAAA